AUGUCAUUUAGAAAGAGAGGUGAAAUCAUUGGAGGAGCUCCAGCAAGAACUCCAGCUGUUCCUGGAAGAAAUCCUGCAGUACCUGGAAGAAAUCUAGUAGUACCUGGUCGUGCUCCAGCUGGCGUAUCAUCAACUUUGAGAGGUCCAGCUAAUCGUUCGCCAAUUGCAAAACCAGAUCGUGCUUCGGACAUUUCAAAUCUUAUCAUGAAAAAUCCCGGUGUAAGACCAUCAUUAUCAACUUCCCAGCCUACUACUUCGACAGGUAGUUCAGAUUUAGACAAGAUUUUAUUACAUCAAGGUUUGCCUCUUGGUAACUCCUUGUUAAUUGAAGAAUCAGGCACAACUGAUUUUGCUUCAGUAUUAUUAAGAGCAUGUGUAUCCCAAGGUGUGAUGCAUAAUAGAGUAUCAAAUGAACAGAAUGCACAUUCGAUUGUCUUGGGAGUUAGUCCACAAUGGUCAAAUGAAUUACCAGGUGUUUACAAAGGUUCUUCAAAAGAACAGAAAAAGGCCAAAAUUAUUGAAAAUGAAUCCAAGGUUAGUGUUUCUAAUUUAUCAAAUGCUCCUUCUUUGGCUACUAGAUCAGCUGAUCCUAAUUUGAAAAUUGCAUGGAGAUACGGUUUGAAUAAGAAACCAGAGUCAAAAGAUGAAGUCGAGAACACAACUUAUGAACAUUAUAAUAAUCAAUUUGAUUUGACCCAAAAAUUGGUACCAGGACCUAAUCCUCAAGAUAUAUCAUACGUUCCAUUAUCUCAAUCCUAUUCGACUAUCAUCAAUCAAAUUUCAAGUAUAAUUAAAGCACAGUUGAGAUCUAAUUCUGCCAAAGUGAUUAGAUUGGUUAUUCCUAGCAUAUUGAAUCCAUCAUUAUACCAUCCGUCCUUAACAUCUCUGGCUUUCAUAAUUCCUUUCAUACAUUCAUUGCGUUCAUUGCUUCGUCAAUAUUCAACCAAUCUUGUCUUAGUUUGUUCUAUAUCACUUGACUUAUAUCCAAAAGAUUCUACUUUGAUUGUCCUUAUGCAGUCAUUAUUUGAUGCUGUUAUUCAUCUCCAACCAUUUAACCAAGAAAUGACUCAGUUGCUAGAGAAGGCGUAUAAAAAUGAACCAUCAAAGAUUCAACAAGGUUUGGUUAAUAUUAUCAAGAUUCCUGUGUUAUCUGAAAGAGGUUUAAUGAUGGUGCAUGAUGGUGAAUAUGCUUUUAAGAAUGGUAGAAAGAAGUUUGAAAUAGAAGAAUGGAGUAUCCCAGUUGAAGAUGAUUCAAAGGAUACUAAUGAAACACAAGAAGGUGGGAAAACCACAAAGAAUAUAGAUUUUUAA
Candida tropicalis MYA-3404 is the source of this 1311-nucleotide messenger RNA. RefSeq names its product Elongator subunit. The record is from RefSeq and is a predicted model, not a curated record. Bases 1 to 1311 code for a protein of 436 amino acids. Lineage: Eukaryota; Fungi; Ascomycota; Pichiomycetes; Serinales; Debaryomycetaceae. The transcript has a single exon. Gene Ontology annotation, biological process: tRNA wobble uridine modification. Gene Ontology annotation, cellular component: cytoplasm; transcription elongation factor complex; elongator holoenzyme complex.